Messenger RNA from Scheffersomyces amazonensis, 2310 nucleotides. RefSeq lists its product as uncharacterized. The transcript has a single exon. The record is from RefSeq and is a predicted model, not a curated record. Lineage: Eukaryota; Fungi; Ascomycota; Pichiomycetes; Serinales; Debaryomycetaceae. The coding region runs from base 1 to 2310 and encodes 769 amino acids.
AUGUCUACCUUGGUAUCAUCGAAUAUACCUCCACCACAAUUCAGUCAUGACUCUAAUACUACUAUAAAUAAAGAAGCUAGUAAUAAUACUAAAAGUGCGGAUAUAGUUAAUGAGACCACAAAUGGUAUUCCUCCCGAAGCCACUCAUCCUGCAAAUAACAUCUCUAACAAUACUGAUAAUGCAGUCCCCAGAUCAUUACCACCAAGCUUUUCAAGAAGAGUAUCCUUUAAUAAUUUGCAUCCAGAAUAUCUUUUAGAAUGUCCUGCCAAUAGUUAUGUGCCCACCAUAGCGAAUAGUUUAAAUCCAAAUCAGUCUGCUAUAAAUUCAGCCAAUGUCUCAGCUUCUUUAAAUCAACAAUCAGGACAAGCUUCUACAGAUUUCGGGUAUGGUUCGACCAUUUACAAUAAUGAUCUUGCUAAAACUUACUCGCACUAUACUCCAUACCGGAAAAAGCUUAGAUUACCUGACCCACCAUCUAAGUCAAUACUUAAGAAUAAAGUUUCACCUCAACAACUAGAAUUUAAUAUUACUGGAAAAACUAUUGACUAUCAUGAGGAUUUGGAUUUACUUAAUGAUGCUUUGGAUUUGAAUCCAAAUUCCGAACCAAGAUCAAGAAGAAAGUCUUAUUCUGAUAUGACCAAUGAAGAACUAAUGGCUUUAGAUCCUCAAUUUCAAACUACAAGACCCAAAACCAAUGUGGAUCAAUUUAAAUUCGAUAAUCAAAAGACAUAUUAUCUCACUUCUUCAAAGCGUACAUCUAUAUCAGGACAAGGUUCUGGUGCAUCAUCUAAACUUACGUAUCCUUCUUCAAAUGAAAAUAAUUAUAAGUCUAUUUCCAUAACCGUCAAACAUGAUGAAUAUGAUACUGUUUCAUUUGGAAGAACUCUCUUAACGGUUAUUUCAGGAAGAAAGCAUACUUGGAACUCUCUUGAUUGGUUAUUCCUCAUUAAUGAAUAUCAUAAUCAAAAUCAUACAUUUUUAAUUGAUGGUGAUUUUCUUAUCAUUUCUUCCUUGAUUACUCAAAAAUUCAUUAAGGAAUAUAACCCAAGACAUCAUAAACGUAAAUCAAUCGAUGACUAUCUUUACGCGAAGGGUGAGACCUUAAUACAUUAUUUAAUUAAUGCAUUAUUUGAAAGGUUCAAUUUGAAAUUGAAAAUCACCAUUGAGUUUGUCCUCGAAUAUAGUGAUGAAGAUUCUAGCGGCCCAUUGAUAUCUACACCAAAUUCGAAUAAUUCAUGGGGAAAUAAGUAUAUGCUUCAACAUUUAUUUAAACAGUAUCAUCCAAAUAUAAUUCUUAUCGGAAAUAAAUCCUCCAAUUUGAAUUUCAAGUAUCCAAUAAAGAUCAAGAAACAGUUUGAGAAGGAUGAGUACCUUAUCAAACUCGCAAGUUAUAUUGUAAAAUAUUCGACUAUACCCGUAAUUCUAGUAGGGAAUAAUAAUCAUGAACAUCACUUCCAAAACCCAAAUGCAAUAAGUUCCACGUCUGCUACUGCUUCUGGAUUAAAAUUUGUUGAUUCUGUAAUCUCACCGACAUCCUCAGCCAAACAGACUCCAAUUAUAACGCUCACCAAUGGCUCUGAAGAUUUCAAAUUAACAAAAUUUAGAUCGAACUCAUCUUCUUCAUCAAUUGAAUCAGUAGAAUCAUGGGAUCCAUCCCGAGCAAACAAGCAAGACAGCCAAAAUCCUAAGUCUAUAGCACUGGGUACUCUUGGUGUUCGUACUAAUUCAACUACAAAUUCUACAUCAUCAGCUGCGCCAUCUUCGACAUCUUCAUAUAGAGGUUUUCUUAAGAAACUUGAAGAUCUUGAUAGAAGCACUGUUAAUACUGAUCCAUACAAGUUCCAAGACCUUAUUUCGCUCAUUUCAGAUCAAUCACUUACGGAUUGUAAAGAAUAUCUUGAAGCAUUAAACUCAAAAGAUGAUAAUCUAAAGAUCAACCCAAAGAUCCAUUGGAUUUAUCGUGCUCAAAGUGGAAUGUCUAGUGUAGGAGGAAGCGGACGUGAUGGAUCACUCUAUUCUAUUGGUAGUAACGGAUCUAGAGAAGAAGCAUUAGCAAUGCCACUGAUAUAUAAAGUCAAAUCGUUAAUCAGUUAUAAUGAAGAGGAUGAACAGAAGAAUAAAGAAUUCCAAAAAGAGUUAAAGAAGAAGAGAUCUGGAUCAAGUGUCGGUGGAGUAUCUGGCAGCUCUAGUAGUGGACUUAAAACUUCUAAAUCAAUUGAUAAUAGUGCCAAUUCUUCAGACUCUGAUAUAACAGCUGGUGAUAAGGGUAAAAAGAAAUCUAUUUGGAAAAAGUUUGGGUUUAGAAAAUAA